GCACACUCUACCCAAACUAGCCCUUGUCUCACGCGACUGGGCCGCGGUCGCUACAUCCGUUCUAUGGGAGACCAUGUCCGGUUUUGUUCCCUUCCUUAUGCAGAUGCCAGAAGAUGCUUGGGAAAUUCCUGACCGUGAUUGGAUCAGGGAGAACUUCGGCCCCAGGCUACUGGUAGAGUAUACCAGGUCUUUCAGAUUUACUCGCCCGCUUACUGCUUCUGACUGGGAGCCUGUCUACAAGUGCUCUCAUCGAGUCAAGAACUUACUGCUCUGCUACACCCCGCCCAAGAUAGCCAAGGCGCUUCGCACUUGCCCUCCGCCGCGGACCCUUUUUCCGAACCUUCGCCAAUGCAAUCUACUUGAUGGAGAAGUCUCUCCCGAGCUCGUCGAUCAUCUACUACCCCCUAGUCUCGCAUUUCUCGAAACCCAUGGACCGGCCGGGCUAUAUCCCGUCUUUCCCCUGACCCUUCGGUUCCCUCAUCUCGCCUCGCUCCAUGUAUCCUGCCCGGACAACAAGAUGGGGCCACAAGGCGUCCUCUACACUGUAGAUGCUUUGCAUGUCGCGCAGCAGCUCGAGACUUUGAGCAUUUGCGCUGGCGAUGGGCCUGCUGUCUUGGCCGCCGCGAGCGCUAGUCCGGCCAUCACUACCCUGCGCGCAGUGGGCAUUACAGACAAGAGCAUCCCGCCCUGCCUCUCAUCGGACUCAUUCUCGUCGUUGAAGGCUAUUCAUAUGUCUGGCCCCCACAGUAUACAAUUUGCUGUUCAGCUGCUGGAGUCCUGCCCUAUCCGACCUCUCCAGAGUGUUGCAAUCCAGUCAUCGCCAUGGGAGGCUCUUCAGCUUCCGCACCUGCUGCAGGUCAUUGCUCAGCGCUGCGAGGCGCGAACGCUGCGCGAUCUCAGCGUCGACGUCGAGCGGGACCUCCAAAUUCUCGGCCAAAGUUAUCCUGCGAGGGAAUACGACGAUACUCUUCGCCUAGAGCAUCUCGAACCCCUCUCGUCCUUCCGCCUGCAAGGAGUCCGCAUCGGAACUACGCGUGGCCCCAGUUUAACGGACGCAGAUUAUGCGACUGUUGCCUCUUGGUGGCCCAGCCUGAACGCACUUCGCCUCUCUUGUUCUUGCCACUAUCGCACCGACGGCGAUGUGCCUGCUGCCACACUCAACGCCCUCACAGCCAUCGUAAGCGGCUGCCCCGACCUCGAAUACCUCGACAUUCCCAUCGACGCGCGCGUCGUGCCGAAUGUGCCCUCCGUACAGCAUGGCAGCCUAUGGCGCCUGGGUGUCAAUGACGCCCCCAUUACGGAUCCCGAAGCUGUCGCUGCCUUCCUCAGCUCCCUUCUGCCCGAGCUCUACUGUCUGGAGUACGACGACGGUUACAGGGAGCCCGAUAGUGAUUUCGAGGAUGAUGUUCCGCCGCCAGAUCCAAACGCUCCGGAUGCGAAGCGACGGCAACUAUGGGCUAUGGUGCGGGAGACUAUGGGGGUUGAAGAGGACCCAUUAUGAGCUACUUGUGUAUGUAUA
Messenger RNA from Schizophyllum commune H4-8, 1519 nucleotides. RefSeq lists its product as uncharacterized. Lineage: Eukaryota; Fungi; Basidiomycota; Agaricomycetes; Agaricales; Schizophyllaceae. The record is from RefSeq and is a predicted model, not a curated record. The transcript has 3 exons. Bases 74 to 1501 code for a protein of 475 amino acids.